This is a messenger RNA of Pseudopodoces humilis (Tibetan ground-tit), 1365 nucleotides long. Its product is annotated as putative short-chain dehydrogenase/reductase family 42E member 2. NCBI's taxonomy places the organism in Eukaryota, Metazoa, Chordata, Aves, Passeriformes, Paridae. The record is from RefSeq and is a predicted model, not a curated record. Gene Ontology annotation, biological process: steroid biosynthetic process. Gene Ontology annotation, molecular function: oxidoreductase activity, acting on the CH-OH group of donors, NAD or NADP as acceptor.
AUGAAAUUCCCUGUAAUUGUCUGCAUCCAGGAGUGCUGUGGAGCAAUUUUCACCAUGUAGAAGGAAUUGUUACAUGUAUCUGGUAGUGCUGAGCAGUGUUUCAUUGACGCAAAACCAAAAAUGAGUGGAGUGGAAACACCCUAUCGCCGAAUCUCUGACUUCAAAGAGGAUAAAAAUGCUGGAGCACUCAAUAAAGUCAGUAUGAGAGCCGUGGUGACAGGAGGUGGUGGCUAUUGUGGAUACAAGCUGGGAUGUGCUCUCGCCAACAUAGGAGCUUCUGUUGUUCUGUGUGACAUACACAAGCCUUUGUGGGUGAUUCCCACUGGAGUAGUGUGGAGCCAGACAGAUAUCAGGGAUUACAGUGCCAUACUGGCAGCCUGUGAAGGGGCUGACUGUGUGUUUCACGUAGCUUCAUAUGGAAUGUCAGGAACAGAGCAGUUGCAUAAAAAAGAGAUUGAAACUGUAAACAUUAAUGGAACAAGAUUCAUCCUUAAUGCAUGCAAACAACAAAACAUCCCUCGGCUGGUCUACACCAGCUCUGUGAAUGUGGUGUUUGGAGGGCUUCCUAUUGAAGACGGGGAUGAGGAAUCUUUGCCAUAUUUCCCAAUUGACAAGCUCGUUGAUCAUUAUUCCAGAACCAAAUCAAUUGCAGAACAAAUGGUACUAGCAGCUAAUGGAUCUUCACUAGAAGGAGGUGGAAUACUCUAUACGUGUGUUCUUCGCCCACCAGGAAUCUAUGGACCAGAAGAGCAGAGACACUUGCCAAGGCUAGCAAAAAUUAUUGAGAGAAGGCUACUUAGCUUCAAUUUUGCGGACCCUAGUGUUAAAAUGAACUGGAUACAUGUAGAAAAUUUUGUACAAGCUCAUAUUCUAGCUGCUGAAGCUCUCACCCCUGAAAAGAACUACAUAGCUAGUGGCCAGGUGUACUUCAUUCAUGAUGGAGAAAAAUCCAACCUUUUUGAAUGGCUAACUCCACUUUUUGAAAGAUUAGGUUGCAGUAAGCCAUGGAUACAUAUUCCUACUUGCUUAGUCUAUGCAUCAGCCACAUUCAUGGAACAUCUUCAUGCGAUUCUGAGACCAGUUGUUGAUCUGCCCCCACUGCUGACCAGAAAUGAGGUACAGAACAUUUCUGUAACUCACACAUUUCGAAUAGACAAGGCACGAGCUCAGCUGGGGUACCGCCCACUGAAGUAUGACUUUGCUGAUUCUGUGGACCACUACAUAAAAUCCAGACAACAACCCUCUAAUUACCAACUCUUCUUCAAUGUUUUCCUUACUUUAAUUGUUAUUUUAAUUUUGUUGCUUCUUUCUUUAAAACUUUUUAGCCUUUCAGUUUUGUAUUUUUUAAAAGAAAGACGACACUGA